AUGAAUGAUUUAAAUUUAUCAAAACUAUCAUUAGAAGAAUCUAAUGAUGGUAAAAAUUCCCCAUCACAUCCAAGACAACGUAUUCAAUUCUAUCAAGAUGAAUCAACAACCACAUCAUCAUCACCUUCACAACAAAAUCAACAACCACCACAAAUGUAUGAACAACAAUCACCAACACCACAAAUGUAUGAACAACAAUCACUAACACCACAAAUGUAUGAAAAACAACCAUUACCAGAAAUGUAUGAACAAAACCAGGUACCUUCAACAACACAAUACUACCAACAACAACAACAACAACAACAACAACAACAACAACAACAACAACAACAACAACAACAACAACAACAACAACAACAACAACAACAACAACAACAACAACCAUAUUAUAGUAAUAAUGGUUUUGAUAUUCCAACACAAACAAACCCACAACAUAGCGAAAUUACUUCACUUGAAUUUGGUAUUGAUUUACCAAGUGAUGGUGGUAAUAUGAGUGGAAUAACAAAUGAUAGUAUUCAAACAGGUAGUUGGUUUGAUGAUAUAUUAAAUUAUCAAAAACAAUAUUUUAAUAGCAGUAAUAAUAGUAACAGCAAUAAAGCAACAACAACAACGACAGUUCAACAAACUUCUAAUGAUGAUAUAGAAAAUUAUUUAAAAGAUCACAUUCAAAAUAAAAUAAAAGAAAAUCAAGAACAAAAACAAUACACCCAUCCAAUCAAUAUGGAAUAUGGUAUAGAUCAAAGUGUAUUAUCAUCAUCAACAUUAAUAUUCAAUAGACAUGAUCAAUUUAAUAAAUCAAAUUUACCAAAUGGUUUCUUAUUAUCACCUUUUUAUCAUCCAAUUUCAACGCCAACCUCUUAUGAUUAUCAUCCACCACAAUGUGAUAAUUGUUAUUCCUAUGUAAAUAUAUAUUGUAAAUUAAAUAAACCAUUGGAAGUAACAAAUAAUAGUAAUAGUAAUAGUAAUAAUAAUAAUAAAUCAAAAAAAGGAAAAACCUCUUCACUUUCAUGGACUUGUUCAAUUUGUUUGAAUGAAAAUUUAAUUGAUGAUGGUAAAAGUGGUGUAAGAAAUAUAUUAGAUGUUGUUAAAGGUUUAGGCUGGUGGAGUACAAAUCAUUAUAAAUCUGUAUUCUCUUCUGAAACUUUUGAUAUUAAAAUUAAAAAAAGAAAAUCUUAUAAAUCAAAAUCAAUUGCUAGUGUAAUUGAUAAUGGUAUUGAUAAUGAUGAUGAUGAUGAUGAUGAUGAUAAUGAAAAUAAUAUUAAUUCUGCAAAAAAUAAUAGUAUUAAAAAUAAUGAUAAUAAUAAUAGCACAUAUAUUUUUAUAAUUGAUGAAAACAUUUCAACAACAGAUUUAAAAGAAAUUAAUGAAUCAAUUAGAUUAUUAACAAAAGAAUUACCAGAUAAAAGUAAUGUUGGUAUAAUUACAUUUUCAAAGAAUAUAUCAAUAUUUGAAAUGAAUUCAAUUAAUAAUGAUGAAAAGAGUAAAGAGAGUUUAUUAGGUUUUAACUCUGCAAAAUUAAUUAGUGGUGCAAAUUCCCUAAGUCAACAAAAACAUUUACUUAAAAGAAGAAGAAAACUUUAUUUAGAAACAAUUGAAGAUAAUAAAAAAAUGAUAAAUGAUAAUGAACUUCAAGUUAAAGAAAGAACACCAAAAUUAAAUUCAAUUUUAACAAGUUUAUUAGAAACAUUUGAAAAUAAUGGUGAUCAAAUAGUUUAUGAAAGUAAACCAAUUUCAUUAGGUGUUGCAAUUGAGAGUGCAAUGUCAUUAAUUGGUAGUGGUGGUGGUGGUGAUGAUAAUGAUGAUGAUGUUGUAGAAAAUAGUUCUAGAUUCUUUGUAUUUUUAAAUGGUUCACCAGAUUAUGGUCCUGGUUCAAUACCAAAGAUGCAAAGUGGUUUAUUUGUAAAUGCAAGUAGUAUUGGUGGUGGUUCAAAAAAUAAUAAUGAAAGUGGUAAUGGAUUUAAUUUAACUACUGAAGAACAUGCUCAAUUGAAUAAUGCAUAUCAAUAUUAUGAACAUUUAGGUGAAAAAGCAUAUAGUUUCGGCAUUGCAAUUGAUAUUGCAUUGAUUGGUUAUAAUAAUUUCGAGAGUAAAGUUAUCUCUAAACUUUGUAAACCAUCAGGAUUUAUGACAUCAUCUUUAGAGGCAUCACAUGGUAGAAAUGGUCAAUCGGUAAAGGGUGAACGUGCAAACAUAUUGUUCUCAAAUAUGAAUAAUGCAAUCAUAAAGAAUAGUGGUAUCUUUGGUCAAUUGGAUAUACAUUGUCAUGACUCGGUGAGUUUAACUCAUUUAAUUGGUCCAACAAUUAAUAAUUCAGAUAUUAAAAACAAUAGAUUAAUUCAAUCAUUCAAUAGACAUUGUGAAAAUGAUGAGGAUCAAUUAAUUUCAACCGAUCAAGUUAAUGAUAGAUAUACAAGUUUCAUCAUAUCAAAUUUACAACAAGAUAUUUGUUUCUCUGUUUACUAUAAUCUUCAAGAGGAUAUACCAUUGGAUUAUAUUCAUUUCCAAUUUGUAAUUCAUUUAAUUAAAGCUAAUGGUGUUAAAAUCUCAAGAGUAAUUACAAAACGUUUAAAAAUCACUGGUAAUUUCGAUAGAUUCUUAUCUUCAAUUGACCUUAAAGUUACCACAACUCUCUUGGCAAAGAAAUUGGUUUUACAAUCUCUUAAAGAUCAAUCUUCAAAUAUUCAAUUUGAAUUGGAUAAACAAGUUAAAAAAAUUUGUUUAUCUUGUUCAAAAAUUGAAAAAGGUUGGUUUAAAAAAUCAAUUAUUAUUCCUGAUAUAAUUAAAAAUGAAUUUUUAAAAUUAAUUUAUAAAAUUAGAAGAGGAUUAUUAUUUGGAUCAAUUAUUCAAAAUAAUGAUGAUUUAGUUAUUCAUCAAAAUGAUUUAUUAAAUUCAAAUUUUAUAGAUUGUCAAAAACUUUUAUUACCAAAAUUAUUCCAAUUAAAUAAGGCUAGUAAUCAAUUUAAUAAUAUUCCAUUAGAUAUUUGUUCAAUUAAUCCAAAUGUUAUAUUGAUCUUAGAUUGUUUUACAAAUAUUUAUAUAAUGAUUGGUAGUGAAAUGAAUGAUGACACUGAAAAAUUAAAACUCUUAAAAGACCACAUUGAAUAUACCACUCACCAAAGAAUACCAUCGCCAUGUGUUAUGAAAUUCAAUGAAAAUGGUCAUGAUAUUAGAUGGAUGAAAUCAAUUUUAUCAAGUUCUGAAUCUUAUCCAAUUCAAGAAAGAAUAAACAUCAUUAAAGAAAUAUAUCCAGAAUAUAAAGAUUUAGAUAUUAAUCAAGAAUUUUUGAAAAGAUUUGAUGACCCAUUUUCUUCAAAUGAUACAACUCCUGCUCAAUUUGAAAGAGAAAUUACAACAAAUCUUUUAUAA
Dictyostelium discoideum AX4 is the source of this 3366-nucleotide messenger RNA. RefSeq lists its product as hypothetical. Bases 1 to 3366 code for a protein of 1121 amino acids. Lineage: Eukaryota; Evosea; Eumycetozoa; Dictyosteliales; Dictyosteliaceae. The transcript has 3 exons. The record is from RefSeq and is a predicted model, not a curated record.